Gorilla gorilla gorilla (western lowland gorilla) is the source of this 2179-nucleotide messenger RNA. It is a transcript of the gene BECN1, whose product is annotated as beclin 1. Lineage: Eukaryota; Metazoa; Chordata; Mammalia; Primates; Hominidae. Gene Ontology annotation, cellular component: phosphatidylinositol 3-kinase complex, class III, type I; phagophore assembly site; phosphatidylinositol 3-kinase complex, class III, type II. Gene Ontology annotation, biological process: autophagosome assembly; late endosome to vacuole transport; cellular response to nitrogen starvation. Gene Ontology annotation, molecular function: protein-macromolecule adaptor activity; phosphatidylinositol 3-kinase binding. The transcript has 12 exons. Bases 197 to 1549 code for a protein of 450 amino acids. The record is from RefSeq and is a predicted model, not a curated record.
GCUGCCGUCGUAGCGUCACGUCCGGUCUCGGGCGGAAGUUUUCCGGCGGCGUACCGGGAAGUCGCUGAAGACAGAGCGAUGGUAGUUCUGGAGGCCUCGCUCCGGGGCCGACCCGAGGCCACAGUGCCUCCGCGGUAGACCGGACUAGGGUGACGGGCUCCGGGCUCCCGAGGUGAAGAGCAUCGGGGGCUGAGGGAUGGAAGGGUCUAAGACGUCCAACAACAGCACCAUGCAGGUGAGCUUCGUGUGCCAGCGCUGCAGCCAGCCCCUGAAACUGGACACGAGUUUCAAGAUCCUGGACCGUGUCACCAUCCAGGAACUCACAGCUCCAUUACUUACCACAGCCCAGGCGAAACCAGGAGAGACCCAGGAGGAAGAGACUAACUCAGGAGAGGAGACAUUUAUUGAAACUCCUCGCCAGGAUGGUGUCUCUCGCAGAUUCAUCCCCCCAGCCAGGAUGAUGUCCACAGAAAGUGCCAACAGCUUCACUCUGAUUGGGGAGGCAUCUGAUGGCGGCACCAUGGAGAACCUCAGCCGAAGACUGAAGGUCACUGGGGACCUUUUUGACAUCAUGUCGGGCCAGACAGAUGUGGAUCACCCACUCUGUGAGGAAUGCACAGAUACUCUUUUAGACCAGCUGGACACUCAGCUCAACAUCACUGAAAAUGAGUGUCAGAACUACAAACGCUGUUUGGAGAUCUUAGAGCAAAUGAAUGAGGAUGACAGUGAACAGUUACAGAUGGAGCUAAAGGAGCUGGCACUAGAGGAGGAGAGGCUGAUCCAGGAGCUGGAAGACGUGGAAAAGAACCGCAAGAUAGUGGCAGAAAAUCUCGAGAAGGUCCAGGCUGAGGCUGAGAGACUGGAUCAGGAGGAAGCUCAGUAUCAGAGAGAAUACAGUGAAUUUAAACGACAACAGCUGGAGCUGGAUGAUGAGCUGAAGAGUGUUGAAAACCAGAUGCGUUAUGCCCAGAUGCAGCUGGAUAAGCUGAAGAAAACCAACGUCUUUAAUGCAACCUUCCACAUCUGGCACAGUGGACAGUUUGGCACAAUCAAUAACUUCAGGCUGGGUCGCCUGCCCAGUGUUCCCGUGGAAUGGAAUGAGAUUAAUGCUGCUUGGGGCCAGACUGUGUUGCUGCUCCAUGCUCUGGCCAAUAAGAUGGGUCUGAAAUUUCAGAGAUACCGACUUGUUCCUUACGGAAACCAUUCAUAUCUGGAGUCUCUGACAGACAAAUCUAAGGAGCUGCCGUUAUACUGUUCUGGGGGGUUGCGGUUUUUCUGGGACAACAAGUUUGACCAUGCAAUGGUGGCUUUCCUGGACUGUGUGCAGCAGUUCAAAGAAGAGGUUGAGAAAGGCGAGACACGUUUUUGUCUUCCCUACAGGAUGGAUGUGGAGAAAGGCAAAAUUGAAGACACAGGAGGCAGCGGCGGCUCCUAUUCCAUCAAAACCCAGUUUAACUCUGAGGAGCAGUGGACAAAAGCUCUCAAGUUCAUGCUGACAAAUCUUAAGUGGGGUCUUGCUUGGGUAUCCUCACAAUUUUAUAACAAAUGACUUUUUUCCCUAGGGGGAGGUUUGCCUUAAAGGCUUUUAAUUUUGUUUUGUUUGCAAACAUGUUUUAAAUUAAAUUCGGGUAAUAUUAAACAGUACAUGUUUACAAUACCAAAAAAGAAAAAAUCCACAAAAGCCACUUUAUUUUAAAAUAUCAUGUGACAGAUACUUUCCAGAGCUACAACAUGCCAUCUAUAGCUGCCAGCCCUGGUCACAGUUUUGAUUCUUAACCCCAUGGACUCCUUUCCCUUUCUUCUCUGAAAAAAACUAAUUUAAAUUUGCUUUUUUUUUUUUUUUAACUGAGUUGAAUUGAGAUUGAUGUGUUUUCACUGGAUUUUUAUCUCUCUCAACUUCCUGCACUUAACAAUAUGAAAUAGAAACUUUUGUCUUUACUGAGACGAGGAUAUGUUUGAGAUGCACAGUUGGAUAAUGUGGGAAAAUGACAUCUAAGCUUUACCUGAUCACCAUGUGAUGUGAUCAGAUGCUUGAAAUUUAACACUUUUCACUUGGUUCUUAUACUGAAUGCCGACUCUGCUCUGUGUUAGAGAUAUGAAAUGGUGUUUGAUACUGUUUGAGACAUGAUGGAGAGAUUUAAUUAUUUGUAAUAAAAGAUUUGCUGCAGUCUGAAAACUG